Messenger RNA from Rattus rattus (black rat), 1566 nucleotides. Its product is annotated as vomeronasal type-2 receptor 116-like. The record is from RefSeq and is a predicted model, not a curated record. The coding region runs from base 22 to 1566 and encodes 514 amino acids. Gene Ontology annotation, molecular function: G protein-coupled receptor activity. Gene Ontology annotation, cellular component: membrane. The transcript is spliced from 4 exons. Gene Ontology annotation, biological process: G protein-coupled receptor signaling pathway. NCBI's taxonomy places the organism in Eukaryota, Metazoa, Chordata, Mammalia, Rodentia, Muridae.
AGGCUCAGAGCAGGAAAAAAUAUGCUCACCUUCACUUUAUUCUUCUUUCUCCUGAACAUUCCACUUCUUGUGGCUAGUUUUAUUUAUCCCAGGUGCUUUUGGAGUAUGAAGAAGAAAGAAUACCAGGAUAGAAACCUGGGAACUGGUUGUAUGUUCUUUAUUUUGCCAGUGCAAAAGCCUGUGGAAAAAGAGUAUUUCAGUCAUAUUUCAAAUAUACAAACACCUACUGAAAACCAAAAGUAUCCUCUCGCCUUGGCUUUUUCCAUGAAUGAAAUCAACAACAACCCUGAUCUUUUGCCAAAUAUGUCUUUAGCAUUUAAAUUCACAGAAUACGGAUGUUUUUUGGAAUCCCAAUACAAAUUUAUCUUUAAUUUGUCUUUACAAAGUUAUGAAAUUCUCCCUAAUUUUAUCUGUACAGAAGACGUCAAGUGUGGAAUGGUACUUACUGGACUAAAUUUGGUAACAACUAUGACACUUCAUAUAAUCCUAAACAAUUUCAUAUUUCAGCAGUUCCGUCAGCUUACUUAUGGAUACUUUCAUCCUGUUCUGUGUGAUCAUGAAACUUUUCCUCAUAUAUAUCAGAUGGCCUCUGAUGAUACAUCUCUAGCCCUUGCUCUCGUCUCCUUCAUAAUUCAUUUCAGUUGGAACUGGAUAGGGUUGGCCAUCUCAGACAAUGAUCAAGGCAAACAUUUUCUCUCUUAUUUGAGAAGAGAGAUGGAAAAAAAUGCAGUCUGCUUUGCCUUUGUCAACAUUAUUCCAGUCAAUAUGAAUUUAUACAUGUCAAGAGCUGAAGUGUAUUACAGCCAAAUUAUGACAUCAUCCGCAAAUGUUGUUAUCAUUUAUGGUGAUGCAGGGAAUACAUUAGCUGUGAGCUUUAGAAUGUGGGAAUCUCUAGGUAUACGGAGACUAUGGGUUACCACCUCACAGUGGGAUGUCACUCCUUUUAAGAAAGACUUCACAUUUGAUAACGGAUAUGGAACUUUUGGCUUUGGACACCGCCACCGUGAGAUUUCUGGUUUUAAAUAUUUUGUUCAGACAUUGAACCCUUUCAAAUACUCAGAUGAAUAUUUGGUACAGCUGGAAUGGAUGUAUGUUAAUUGUAAAAUCUUAGAAUAUAACUGUAAGUCACUGAAGAACUGCUCCUUUAAUCACUCAUUGGAAUGGCUAAUGACACAUACUUUUGACAUGGCCAUUAUUGAAGGGAGUUAUGAAAUAUACAAUGCUGUGCAUGCUUUUGCCCAUGCACUCCAUGAGAUGACUUUUCAAAACGUUGAUAAUCUUCUCCUUGACAAUCAUAAAGAACAAAAUUAUAACUGCAAGAAGGUGUAUUCCUUUCUGAGCAAGACGCAGUUCACAAAUCCUGUUGGAGACAGAGUGAAUAUGAAUCAAAGAAACAAACUGAAGGAAGAGUAUGACAUUUUCUACAAUUGGAAUUUUCCACAGGGACUUGGAUUUAAAGUGAAAAUAGGAAUAUUUAGUCCAUAUUUUCCUAAAGGUCAACAGCUACACUUAUCUGAAAAUAUGAUAGACUGGUCCACAGGAAGUAUACAGGUGGGUUCUGUCUAA